Perca fluviatilis (European perch) is the source of this 2127-nucleotide messenger RNA. RefSeq names its product immune-associated nucleotide-binding protein 12-like. The transcript has 4 exons. Lineage: Eukaryota; Metazoa; Chordata; Actinopteri; Perciformes; Percidae. Gene Ontology annotation, molecular function: GTP binding. The record is from RefSeq and is a predicted model, not a curated record. Bases 274 to 1905 code for a protein of 543 amino acids.
UCAGAGUUGGUACUUAAAGCUGAGAGGACAGACAGAGAGAGGACAGACAGAGAGAGGACCGAGAGAGACAGACAGAGAGAAGACAUUUUCAGAUCUGCUUCACCUUCAUCUCUUCUCCAACAGAGAAACGACUCAGAGGCUGAUCAGAAGGACAGAGAGAGGACGUGAGGACAGGAGGACUCAGAGCUCAGAGGUGCUGGACCUGCAUCAACUUACAGAGCCUUUCUGAUCAUAUCAGAUCCCAGUUUGAUGUAAAGUCAUCGGUUUGAAUUAAUGGACAAAACUGUUACCAUGGCAACGAACACCUCAUCCAAAUAUGACAACAUCCCCUACAAAGAUCUUAUCCAUUCAGGAUCUCCUGCUGUCUACCAGCUGAUACCAAAGAAAGAGAAGAUUGGAACUCUGACAAGAAUGACUCUUGGUGUAAAAACUCAAAACAAGGAAAACAAAACCAUCUUACUUGUUGGUGAAACAGGAGCAGGAAAAUCUACUCUGAUCAACGCUCUGGUCAACUACGCCAUGGGAGUGGAGUGGGAGGAUGAUGUCUGGUUUAAGAUCGUAGAGGAGGAGAAGAAAAGUCAAUCAGAAAGUCAGACAUCAGAUGUGAUCGUGUACCAGAUCUUUGGUUUUGAAGGUAAACCUCUGCCCUACUCUCUGACCAUCAUUGAUACUCCUGGAUACGGAGACACCAGAGGGAUCGAACAUGACAUGAACAUCAUGGAAAGAUUAUUAGACUUGUUCCGUUCAAAGGAUGGAGUUCAUGAGAUUGAUGCAGUGGGUCUGGUGCUGACAAGCAGUGUGAAUCGACUGAGUGACCGUCAGAGGUACAUCUUUGAUUCAAUGGUUUCUCUGUUUGGAAAAGACAUAGAGAAGAACAUUGUCGCUCUCAUCACACACUCAGAUGGAAGAACACCUAAAAAUGCUCUGCAAGCUCUCGAGGAUGCAAAGAUUAAAUGUGCCAGAGAUGAGAAGAAUCAGCCUGUUCACUUCCUGUUUAAUAACUGCCAGAAUGAAGACAGGACAGAGAACAUGAGAGCUCUUAAAUAUGCAGAUGAAACAACAACAGAAGAAAUGAAUCAGUUCAGAAACUUUCUGGUAAAAACUGAACCUCAGAGAUUGGAGACAACCGUGAAUGUCCUGAACGAGCGAAUCAGCCUGACAGCCUGCAUCAACAACCUGCAAGACAGAAUUGAGUUGAUUGAUCUAAAGAAAACAGAGAUCCAACAGACUCAGGAUGGUCUGAAGAUGUAUGAACGAGAGAUGAAGAACAAUGAGAAGUUCACUGUAGAAGUUGAUGUGCCCUACAAAGAUAAAGAACGUAUUGAUGGUGGGAUGUGGUUGUUGGUGUUCUAUAAUGGAGCAACCUGCUGUACAAAGUGUGAGGAGACCUGUCACUAUCCAUGCACAACGGCCUGUAAACCAGAACACUGUGAUGUCAUGAAAAAUGGCCACUGCACUGAAUGUACCGGGAAGUGUCCUGCAUCAGAUCAUGUUAAAGAAAAGUGGAAGUAUGUGAACAAGACAAAAACAGUAAAACUAACUUUAAAAGAUGUUAAAGCGAAGUAUGAAAAUAAUAAAGAAGAGAAUGAAAAGCAAGGGAACCUUUUGGAAACUCUUCAGAGAGAGAAGGAAUCCCUUGAAGCAGAUAAAACAGCUUUGCUGUAUGAAGCGUACCAGCAUGUUGUCACACUGGAGGAGAUCGCCCUGAAUGUGGUUUCACUGUCUACUUAUGUCCACCUGGACUUCCUGAUUGAGGAGAUGGAGAAGAAAAAUGACACAGAGAAGGUCAACCAUCUAAGACAAAUAGAAAGUCUAAAAUAUGAAGGAUUACAGGCAGGAGCAAAGUACAUGUAUAAUGCAAUAUCUCAAAUGGUCAAAAGAGGAUGGAAAAAAUGGGUAAAGUAGUUUCCCAUGAGUACAUGGUUUUGUAUAAAUCUGGUGUUAAAGGUUACUUUCAUUAAAUAUUUAAGGAAGUAAUUUAAGAUGAUUUUUUGAAAUGUUUAAAAUCAGCUUGAUGAGAGAGAGAGAGAGAGAGAGAGAGAGCAAGAGAGAGAGAGGGAGAGAGAUAUUUGAACCUGAGCCACUGCCCAGGACUAAUGGUUGCCCCAGACUGCCACUGGCUUUAGA